AUGGUCGCGGCGUUCCACGGCGCGAGCGCUGCUGCCGCGGGCUGGUCGAACGAGCGCUUCGAGCUCACGGACACGGGCGAAGUGCGCAACCGCGUGACGCGCGCGCGCAUCUCCAAGCACGAGAUCCGCGCGCACGGCGAAGAAGUGCUGCGCGGCCUCAUUGCUACGGUGCACACGCGCAUGCUGCAGGAGCUGCUGUUCCUCGAGCAGGCGAUCCCACCGCUCGAGUUUGAGCGCUCGUCGGUGGACUCGCGGUUUGAGCCGGGGGCGAGCACGAGGAGGGGCGCGAGUCGCAGCAGUGUGGCGACCAACGGCAGCAGCGGCAGUGGCUGUGGCCGCCGCGUGAGCGUGAGUAGCUCUUCGGUGCGCUCGAGCUCGUCGAGCAUCUGCUCGACGAACGACGGCUUCCGGAUGAUGAUUGACACGGACGAGCCGCGGUGCAUCUUCCACACGAGCACGAACUUUAGUGUUGCGGAGAAGCUGCUCGUCUACGUCUGUUCGUUUCGCGGCUUGAGCUGCGGGAUCUGGAGCCGCAGUGUCUUGCUGAAAGACGGGGUUCAGGUCGGCUCGAUGCUGCCGUACUUCCAGAAAGCAAGCGCGGCGGGCUACGGCAUCUUGGUCAUGAACCCCAACAUGAACACGCAGUUGAUGGUGACGUCGGACGGCACGGUCGAGAAAAUGCCCAUUCGCGGCUCGAGUAAUGCCGAAGAGCACUGCGACCACGUGUGGCGCAACUACAUUUUCCCGUCGGCCGCGCACAAAGUGCACUUUAUUGCGUAUGGAUACGGCGGCGUGUUGGUGACGCAGCUCAUUGCAAAGUACCGGUACGAACUCAAGAGCCGUUUGGGGAACGUCGCGUUCAUUGAGAGCUCGCACAAGAUUGAUCCGUCGUGGAACUCGGGGUUCAAGCGCUUUUUCUCGCAGCACAGUAUAUCAUGGUCCCGGUCGGACCUUCCUCUUAAUACCGAACUCAGUCGCGAUGCGACAGCGUUUGCUCCAGGCGGAGGUCCGAGUGGCACAGGAACGGUGACAAGCAGUGACGAUGGUCUUUUGGCGAAUGCGUUGUCACAGUCGUCACGCACUCCCACAAGUCCCAGUGCGAAGCAGCUGACAGGUUUUGGCUGUAUUUGCUUAUCCGCAGGGCCUUGUGAAGGCGCGAACGAAAGUCCAGCUUACACGACGAAAGCCGUACUAGAGACAGUGUUUGCUUUCUUGGCGUCGCCCACACCUUACGAGUUCCAGCGUCGUGCUGCACGCGAACUCCGUUUGAACACAUUGCUGGAGGAUCAGCAGCAACUGAAACCUCAAGCUCAAGGUGGAAAAGAUGGAUAUGGUGAGCGCGAGGAGCAAGGGGCGGACAGGAAGCAGCUCCCGCGGGAUCAAUCUCCACUACCGCGGAAGCAGACAGUGUACGAUACGGUGCUUGGUGGUGCGGCUGGAGGUGCUUCGCAAGAGCUAAAACCGCGUGAGUACGACACGUUGACGAUUGACGAUUUUGAUUUGCUGCGCGUGGUUGGUCGCGGCGCCUUUGGUAAGGUAAUGCUGGUCCGAAGAAAGGCGCAACAACAACAGAAAGGAGCACGGUUACUAAGCCCUCGCACAAUGGUGGCGAUGGGCAUGACGCCACAACAGAUUGCAUUCGCUACUGGCGGCGAGAGUGGCAAGGUGUACGCUAUGAAGGUGAUUAAGAAGGCCGCUGUGUUUGCAAAGAACCAAGUGGAGCACACGAAGACGGAACGGCGUAUCUUGCAGGGCGUGGACCACCCGUUUAUGGUGAAGCUGCGGUAUGCAUUCCAGAACGAAGCAAAGCUGUAUUUCGUAAUGGACUUUUACAACGGCGGCACUCUGCACUUCCACCUGCGUCGUGCAAUGCACUUCGAUGAGGUUCGCACUCGCUUUUACUCAGCGCAGCUCGUAUUAGCAGUUUCGCACCUGCACACGUACAACAUCGUGUACCGCGAUCUCAAGCCCGAGAACAUCUUGCUGGACGAUCAGGGAUUUAUCGCACUGACCGAUUUUGGUUUGUCGCACGAUAACUUUGACAGUAAAGAUGGCAUGCAGACCUUCUGCGGCACGCCCGAGUACAUCGCCCCCGAGCUCAUUCGCCGCGUUUCGUACGGCAAGGCGGUCGAUUAUUGGUCUCUGGGCGUCCUGAUAUUCGAGAUGCUUGCGGGUUACACGCCAUUCUACCACGCAAAUCGUAAGCGCAACUUCCAGAACAUUGUGAAGCUUCCACUUCGGUUCCCGUCCGAGUUUUCCGAGGAUGCUCGUUCACUACUGCGCGGUUUGAUUUGUCGCAACCCAGCAAAGCGACUUGGCUCGGGGCCGUGCGGUGCUCAAGAGAUUAUGGACCAUCCGUUCUUUGCUGACGUCGAUUGGGAAAAGCUGUAUAAGCGUGACGUGCCUGUACCAUUCCGGCCUGUAGUCAAAUGUGACGGUGAAGUGAGCAACGUGCCGGAAUUUUUCAAGCGACAAGAAGUCGUGGACUCGGUAGUCUCAGAUGCACCUAUCGGCAAGAGCCACGUGUUUCAAGGGUUCUCCUAUACGGACCCGUGCAACAUGUAG
Hyaloperonospora brassicae is the source of this 2565-nucleotide messenger RNA. NCBI's taxonomy places the organism in Eukaryota, Oomycota, Peronosporomycetes, Peronosporales, Peronosporaceae. The record is from the annotation of a GenBank genome assembly.